AUGGCAGGCUACUGUCUUGUCUGUCCGGCCUCCCGAGGCAUUGGCUUCUCCCUUGCUCGCCAUCUCCUCCAACAUACCAAACUCCCUGUCGUGGCGACAGCAAGGAAGAACCUCGCCGAGACACGCGAGCGACUCAACCGGGGGAUUGAUUCUGAACGACUGUCUGUUGUUCAAGUUGACAUGAAGGAUGAAUCGUCUAUUUCCGCCCUGGCAACCCAUCUCCGAAAGCGCUUCCCAGAAGAGCAUCUCCGGCUCGCCUUCACCCUGCCGGGGAUACUGCAUGUGGAAAAAUCCCCGUCCCAGAUCGAUUCCGCCGCCGCCCUGGAGACGUUCACCGUCAAUACACUCGGUCCGUUGCUUCUUCUCAAGCAUUUAACACCCCUCUUGCCGACAAAGGGAGCAGAACCGUUCGCCCCUCACACCAUUCAGAAAGGGGUAGUUGCCCUGUCCUCUCCACACGCAGUGUAUAGCAUGAUGGCCGCCCGGGUGGGAUCCAUCUCCGACAACAGGCUGGGAGGAUGGUACUCCUAUCGAGCGAGCAAGGCGGCGGUCUUCCAGUUGGCCAAGACGUUGGAUCUGUAUCUCAAGACGAGGUCGGGCGAUCGCGCAAUGGCGGUGGCUCUGCAUCCGGGCACGGUCAGAACAGACUUCACCAGGGAGUAUUGGGGGGGAAGGGAGAUGCUGGAUGCUGAUGAGGCGGCCAGGCGGUUGGUUGAGGUUGUUGAUCGUUUGGGGGUUGGGGAUGGGGGGAAAUGUUGGGAUUGGAGGGGGGAAGAGGUUUUGCCUUGA
This is a messenger RNA of Penicilliopsis zonata CBS 506.65, 789 nucleotides long. RefSeq lists its product as hypothetical. The record is from RefSeq and is a predicted model, not a curated record. Bases 1 to 789 code for a protein of 262 amino acids. The transcript is spliced from 2 exons. Lineage: Eukaryota; Fungi; Ascomycota; Eurotiomycetes; Eurotiales; Aspergillaceae.